Pelmatolapia mariae (spotted tilapia) is the source of this 6530-nucleotide messenger RNA. RefSeq names its product glutamate receptor, metabotropic 3 (gene grm3). Gene Ontology annotation, cellular component: plasma membrane. NCBI's taxonomy places the organism in Eukaryota, Metazoa, Chordata, Actinopteri, Cichliformes, Cichlidae. Bases 490 to 3144 code for a protein of 884 amino acids. The transcript has 14 exons. Gene Ontology annotation, molecular function: group II metabotropic glutamate receptor activity. Gene Ontology annotation, biological process: regulation of synaptic transmission, glutamatergic; G protein-coupled glutamate receptor signaling pathway. The record is from RefSeq and is a predicted model, not a curated record.
GCAGUGGCGCCCAUCCUCUCUCUCAGUGCGACUCCUCCGAGGGAUCAGGAGUAGACUAAGUCAAACUUCCAGCAGCUUGAGAUUUGUGCGCAACCUUUCAAGGAUCGAAGCCGUCAAGAUGAGGGGAUGAAAACAUGGAAUCUAAUCUCAGUGUAAAGCCAAGACAAGUCUAACACAGUAAGCAGACAGGGCACUUUGAUGAUGUUGCUAUGUGCCAGCUGGUGUCUUCUCCCAUCCUUUUCAAUUCAGAACUGAUGCCCAGAUGGUGUGCCCCUCCAUGUGUGGUCCAGUUCAGUUCUCCCUGACCGUUUCAUGGGCCACAAAACAACCCAAGAAUCCACGGCCGCUGCCUGACUCAACCCCACUGAGCACUGUCCACUUCACUCGUAACCCCUCACCCCUAACCUUAACCCUUAGCCCUUCACUUCCCUCUGUCUCGCUCUCUGUCACGCCUGUUCUUGCGUUCUGACAAUCCUCCCUGAGCACAACAUGGUGGCCCGCAUUCCCUUUCUUGUUUUGGUCAUGAUGUGUCAAGGCGUUUUGCUCUCAGACCCACCCCAGUCACGUCGGGAGAUCCGCAUCGAGGGUGACCUGGUGCUCGGCGGCCUGUUUCCAGUGCAUGAAAAAGGAGCUGGCAUGGAGGAAUGUGGCCGUGUUAAUGAGGACAGAGGGAUCCAGAGGCUGGAGGCCAUGCUGUUUGCCAUAGACAGAAUCAACUCGGACAAAGCUUUGCUACCAGGGGUCUCCCUAGGGGUCCACAUUCUUGAUACCUGCUCCAGAGAUACCUAUGCACUUGAACAGGCUCUGGAGUUCGUAAGAGCCUCUCUCACCAAGGUGGACGACACAGAGUUCAUCUGUCCCGAUGGAUCAUAUGCUUUGCAGGACGACAGCCCGCUUGCAAUCGCAGGAGUCAUAGGAGGAUCUUUUAGCAGUGUCUCUAUACAGGUUGCCAAUCUUCUCAGGCUCUUCCAGAUCCCUCAGAUAAGCUACGCUUCAACGAGUGCCAAACUCAGCGACAAGACGCGGUACGAUUACUUUGCCCGCACUGUGCCCCCUGAUUUCUACCAGGCCAAAGCCAUGGCUGAGAUCCUGCGGUUCUUCAACUGGACCUAUGUGUCCACCGUCGCAUCCGAGGGUGAUUACGGGGAAACUGGUAUCGAGGCUUUUGAACAAGAGGCACGCAUGAGAAACAUCUGUAUUGCCACUUCAGAGAAGGUGGGACGGUCUAACGCGAAGAAGUCCUAUGAAGCUGUGAUCCGUCAGCUCCUCCAGAAGCCAAACGCCCGUGUGGCUGUUCUUUUCCUGCGAAGUGACGAUGCCAGAGAGCUGCUGGCAGCUGCUGCCAGGCUCAACACCUCCUUCAUAUGGGUGGCCAGCGACGGCUGGGGUGCGCAGGAAAGCAUUGUCAAGGGAAAUGAGGUCACAGCUGAAGGAGCCAUCACGCUUGAAUUGGCAGCCAAUCCCAUACCAGAAUUCAACCGCUACUUCCUUAGUCUGAACCCUGUCAAAAAUCAUCGAAAUCCCUGGUUCAAGGAGUUCUGGGAGCAGCGGUUUCAGUGCUCUUUUGGGGGAGGAGGCGGAGUGGACUUGGGAGAGACACCUCCCCCACCAUGUGACAAGGACUUGUCGAUGGACAAGAAUAACUUUGAACCCGAGUCCAAAAUCAUGUUUGUGGUGAAUGCCGUGUAUGCAAUGGCUUACGCCCUACAUAACAUGCAACGUAGCUUGUGCUUUAACACCACCAAGCUGUGUGACAGCAUGAAGGCCUUGGAUGGGCGCAGACUCUACAGGGAUUACAUCCUUAAUGUCAGCUUUGCAGCCCCAUUUUCUCCUUCAGGCAGCGAGACAGUAGUGAAGUUUGACACCCAGGGGGAUGGCGUGGGCCGAUACAACAUCUUCAGCUACCAGCACUCUGGCGAUCGUUAUGGUUACGUGCCAGUAGGUGAAUGGGCAGAGAGUUUAAGUCUGAGCAGUGAUUUAAUUCGCUGGCCCAGAGAAGUAGUGCCCACGUCGCAGUGCAGCGACCCCUGUGAGCGCAAUGAGAUGAAGAAAAUGCAGGCAGGUGAGUACUGCUGCUGGAUUUGUACAGCCUGUGAGCCUCAUGAAUACCUGGCUGAUGAGUUUACCUGCUCGCCUUGCGCUCCUGGCCAGUGGCCCACUGACGACCUGACGUCCUGUUAUGACCUUCCCGAGGACUAUAUUAUGUGGGAAGAUGCCUGGGCUAUUGGCCCAAUUACCAUUGCAUGUGUAGGAUUCAUGUGCACCGGCCUGGUGAUUUGGGUGUUCAUCAGACACAACAACACACCACUGGUGAAAGCAUCAGGUAGAGAACUGUGUUAUAUCCUCCUCUUAGGAGUCUUCAUGUCCUACGCCAUGACUUUCCUCUUUUUGGCCAAACCCUCUCCUGCCAUCUGUGCCCUGCGCCGCCUUGGCCUGGGCACAUCAUUUGCUGUCUGCUACUCCGCCCUUCUCACCAAAACCAACAGAAUCGCCAGGAUUUUCAAUGGUGUGAAAGACGGAGCAGGAGCCGUGAGGCCACGCUUCAUUAGCCCAUCCUCUCAGGUGUUCAUCUGUCUGAGUCUAAUCUCUGUCCAGUUAGUAAUGGUGUCAGUAUGGCUGCUGCUGGAAGUCCCCGGCACGCGUCGCUUUACAUUGCCGGAGCGACGACAGACCGUCAUCUUGAAGUGUAAUGUACGUGACUCCAGCAUGCUGCUGUCACUGGGAUAUGAUGUGCUCCUGGUCAUCUUGUGUACUGUGUAUGCCUUUAAGACCAGGAAGUGCCCUGAGAACUUCAAUGAGGCCAAAUUUAUUGGAUUCACCAUGUACACCACCUGUAUAAUUUGGCUGGCCUUUCUUCCUAUCUUCUAUGUUACAUCCAGUGACUACAGGGUUCAGACAACUACCAUGUGUAUCUCAGUCAGCUUGAGUGGCUUUGUGGUGCUGGGUUGCAUGUUUGCCCCCAAGGUCCACAUCAUCAUGUUUCAGCCCCAAAAGAAUGUAACCAGCCACAGGCUUAACCUUAAUCGCUUCAGUGUCAGCGGGGCUGCCACCUCAUAUGCAUCUCAUGCUUCUGUCAGCGCCCACUAUGUUCCCACUGUGUGCAACGGGAGAGAGAUUGUAGACUCCACUACUUCCUCUCUGUGACCACAUCCAGUCUACUCUCCAAAUCUGCCCCCUGCGACUGUUAGCCAGUUGAUGAACAUUAUCCACUUCUUUGCCCGCCUCACACACACACAACACUCACAGAUAAACAGUCACAUAUGUGCACAUACAUGCACAAACAAGCAGACACCUUCCUUGUGGACUAGAACUGUAUCGUUUCACAUAUGUAGAAAGUGUGUAACUAUAUGGAAAUUAUUUUCUAGCGAUGUAUAUACAUGGAAAUCAAAAAUUGUUGUAUGUAGAGAAACAAAAGAACAAAAAAAGUUUUUAGGAGGAAUUUUUGGAGCCUUUGUUUUUGAUAGCUUUGUUAUGAUGCAGUGUAAAUAGACAUGCGCUUACUCAUGGUAGGAGGGGCUGUGUCCCUCAGUCUGGAUGCACAUUUGUGGCUCUGCUUGCCUCACCUGCAAUACCCCACAGACUUUUUAUUCUCAUGCUUUUUUGUAGGUCUCAUUGUAAUAACAAAUUAUGUAUGUAUUUCUAUUGUGUAUCUGUACAUUUGUAUAUUAUGCUACUGAUGGUUCAAACAGCACAAUGUUGAUGGUCUUACAACCCUAGAGUGAAUGUGGACUAAAGCAUAACCUGGACUGGCUAGAACAGCUGGAAUGGACAUGUAUAAAAAAAAAUAUCUCAAAUUCAUCAACUUUCAGUUUGAGAAUUCAUCCGUUCACAUCUUGAUAGAUGUGCUUUGCAUCCUCGAUCUAUUUAAGAACCUAAUGUGGUUGUUUUUUUUGCGGGAAGGUAUGUUUUGCUUUUGAUACAAAUGUUCAUUUUUCUAUUUCUAAUCAUGGAAUCCCUUUAUCUUAAUGGCCAUAGUUCCAGACAUGUGUUCACCAAAGCAACAGUAUUUUACUCCCACUCUUAAACUGCUGUUUCUAUGGAGGAUUUCUGUAAUGGAUUGCUAAUAAUAACUAAUAGCAGGGCUGAAAAGAUACAGUACAACAAACACCUUUUUUUCUGCCUCAAAACUGUCAACAGAGACAGUGCAGCAAUAGUUGUGUCGACAAAAGCAAACUGGUGUCUUACCCUGUAAUUAUGAACUUUAUGUACUCAAAUGACUCAAACGCUAAUGGAGGAAAAUGGUCUGCUUUCAUGAAUACAUGCUCUCCAGCUAGAGGGGAAUGGUAGCUGAUGUUUCUGUGCCCCAUAGAUACAGUAUGUGGUGAUGUUUUGAAUAUGGCUAUGUGCCUUAAUGUAAUGUUUGAUAGUUCUCCAGGUAGAAGUUGUAAAAGAUCAAUUUUACAUUACCAGCUGCAAAUCCCUGUUUGGUGAAUGGAAAAGUGGGUUAACUAUAGAGAACAUGCAGAUAGUUUUAUUUCCUAACGAACCUUCUGCCAUUGAUUGUUUACCUGAAUUACUGAAACGGCGACUCGGAGGAAUCCCUGGGUUAAAAUGCCUUUCCCUACCACCCAUAUCUUUUCCAGUCUGUUAUUAAAAGGGAAAGGGUAUUUCUGAUAUAUAUGCCCAUAUAUUUUUACAGCAUAGCAUCUCCAAUAAAAUGAGGGAGGGGAAGAGGAGCUCAUAUACCAUUAAGAUUGAGUCUUUGACUCACUGAGUUAUUGAAGUGUGCAGUUUACAUAUCUGUGUUAAAUGUGUUGAUGUUGAGAGGCACAGAGGAGCAGCUGGCUUUGGCAGUCCCAGAGAGGCUCACGAAAGGAAGCAGAGCACACAAUGUCAGCUGCUGGAUGAUCCCAGCUAACAAAAGGAUGUUAGAGAAGAACUCAUAUCCAUAAAGUACAUCAAAUUUAUCAAAACAUCCACACACAUCAAACUGUCUGUUUCAAGCUGGAAAUGUUGCAGACUUGCUGCUGGGUGACAGUUCUGAGGUGGUGGAAUAAAUGAAUGUUGCGAGAAAAUCUAAAUAUUAGCAGAGUAAUUUAGCAUAUUUUCUUUUUAAACAAGUGACUCAUGCAAUAAUUUAUUGCAUUUAAGGUGGUAGUAAAUUAUUAAUAAAUUGAUCUUAAAUGUUUACAUAUAAUAUGCUGUCUAGAAUAAAGUGUGACUGUUAUAUUUGAUGUUUCCAGCAAAAUAUGUGAUCGGAAUCACUCAUUUUCUCCCCCCCGGUCGAGCCUUUUCAAACUAUUCUCUCAAAUUUCAUACAGCAGAUGUGGGUAGAACUGUUGAACAUUCAUCUCAUGACUGGUCUACACCUUUGCGCUGCCUGUCUCCAAGAGCACCCUGUGAUUAUCACACUGAAUGAUAGAUUGAAAGAAUUUCAGAGGAUGCGCCAAGAUGAGCCGACCUACAUUGGGGUGUGUGUGUUAGGUGCAGAGAGCAGCAGGAGAGAGCGCUGUGGCAGAGCAGAGGGAAGCUGCUGCUGGAUUAUGUAAAGCACUCCCACAGCCCAGAAGUCACAGUGCUUCCAUGGAAGCUCAAAGCAUCUCAGAGAUUCGCAGUCUUUGUUAGAAGAAGGCUUAGCCAUUCACUCAGUGGUCCUGCUCCCACAAGAUACACCCAGCAUGGCACGUUGCUAUGGACAACCACCAUCACAUCCGCUGCUGGAAUGUCUGUUUGUCCGCAUGAAGAGGAGGGGUGAGGAGUUGCCGAAAAAGGAGGAAAAGAAAAACGAGUUGCUGGUUCUGAUUCAAAUUGGCAGUGACUGAUGAGAUUUGGCUCUGCGAGUCCCUGUACCCUACUCCCAGCUUUUAAUAGUUGCACAAAUAGAGCACUUAACCCUGUUCUCCACUCAUUUAGUCCGGGGACCAGUCUCUGACAACAAUCUCACACUCUUCUUUUGACCCCGUCUCUCACAGUCUGCCUCACCCCUUCAACCUUUCCCUCGCCACAUUUGUCCACCUCAUCUCCACUCGAUGUGUGAAACUUGCUACACAGUGGGUCUCAGCCAAGACCACCUAAGCAAGACCAGCAGGCUGCUAGGCCAUACUUGAACUGAAGCAUUUAGAUCUGGGAGCCCACUGCAGGCAUGCUGUCGAGGCAUAAGGAGGUUUGAAAAGGGUUUAACGGGUGUAUGGGAAAAUCUGUUGGAACUGAGACGUAGAGGAAACGCUUUACUUUGAAAUGCCUCACCUUUCCGAGUUUUACCAUGUCAUGCACCAAGUAACUCACUCUGGAAGCGUCCUUAAUUGGCUUUACUCAUGAAUAUCCUUUACAAGCAGCCAUUCAUUAUAAACAUUGUUCCUCUAUUCAGCCUCUGCCAACUGCUGUGUGCUCCACAAAGAUCUCUGCGCUAUAGCCCCCGUCGGAUAGCAGAAUGUGUCCUUGGCCUCUUUGAAACAAGAUGAGAUCUCUGCAGGCAAAAUGAAGCUGAGGUUUAAGGGACUCUGGAACUGAUCAACCACAAAAGCAAUAGUUCCGUGUUUAUGGUAUGUGCAAUAAUAAGGCUGUGAUGACAUCAUAAUAAAAUAACAAGG